Molecule: messenger RNA, 681 nt
Organism: Microdochium trichocladiopsis
Lineage: Eukaryota; Fungi; Ascomycota; Sordariomycetes; Xylariales; Microdochiaceae
Exons: 1
Coding region: 1-681 (226 amino acids)
Source: RefSeq, a predicted model, not a curated record
AUGCCCGAGCCGAAAAUCAACGCGCGGAACCUCACCUACGACGGCACGCUCCCGCCGUUCCUGGCGCGGCUGCACGGCCAGCACGCGUCGUCCCAGCGCGAGGGCGGGGCGGACCCGAUGCUCGCGGCGCGCCGGCGGCCGGGCGUCAAGAAGCGCAGCGCGAGCGAGGAGGCCGAGGACGCGCCGGUCGUGGUGGACGAGCAUGGCAACGUCGUCAGCCUCGCGGGGGUUUCUGCUGCUGAUGCUGACGGCGGCGAGGCGAGUGACGUGGAAGGCGAGGAUGGCGCUGGCAGGAAGGGGGGGAGCGGUGAGGGCGAAGGUGCGGAGGAGGGGGGGAAGGACAAGGGAUCCAAAGACAGCCAAGGGUCGGCGGCCGGCGAGCUGGGCAAGCGGGAGAAAGUUGCCGGGAUAGGCGGGGUGGUCAAGAAGCGCAAAGUCGGUCGCGUGGUUACUGGCGAUGACGAAGACGACGGGCACAAAGAGGAGGAAGGACGAACACCGCUCAGGACAAAACCCACGAAACAGGCAAAGGGGGAGUCGACCGCUGGUGGAAGCAACGGUAAUACCGGCAAGACAGCGCCCACGACAGCGACAGGACCGAGCGCCAGCGCCAGCACAAAGCCCAAGAAGAAGGCCAAGAAGAUCAAGCUGAGUUUCGGCGACGACGAAGAGGCCGGCUGA